GAUGAUUCAAGGGAACCUUUCCAAGUCCUCCGGUUUUAGAGGAAGAAAAGAACAGGCAAGAGCAGGUAUUUGACCAGCUGGGUAUGAAAACAGGUGGUAAACUUCUCAGGUCUGGGCUGUGCUAACAGGACCCUUUAAAGGAAGAGCCAUGGCUACAGCAGCAGCUUCUCACCUGAACCUGGAUGCCCUCCGGGAAGUGCUGGAAUGCCCCAUCUGCAUGGAGUCCUUCACAGAGGAGCAGUUGCGGCCUAAGCUCUUGCACUGUGGCCAUACCAUCUGCCGCCAGUGCCUGGAGAAGCUACUGGCCAGCAGCAUCAAUGGUGUCCGCUGUCCCUUUUGCAGCAAGAUCACCCGCAUAACUAGCCUGACCCAGCUGACGGACAACCUGACAGUGCUGAAGAUCAUUGACACAGCUGGGCUCAGUGAGGCUGUGGGACUGCUCAUGUGCCGGUCCUGUGGGCGGCGGCUGCCUCGGCAAUUCUGCCGGAGCUGUGGUGUGGUGUUAUGUGAGCCUUGCCGAGAGGCAGACCACCAGCCUCCUGGCCACUGCACGCUCCUGGUCAAGGAGGCAGCUGAGGAGCGGCGUCGGGACUUUGGAGAAAAGUUAGCCCGUCUGCGGGAGCUUAUGGGAGAGCUGCAGCAGCGGAAGGUAGCCUUGGAAGGUGUCUCCAAGGACCUUCAGGCAAGGUAUAAAGCAGUUCUCCAGGAGUAUGGGCACGAGGAACGCAGGGUCCAGGAAGAGCUCGCUCGCUCUCGGAAGUUCUUCACAGGCUCUUUAGCUGAAGUCGAGAAGUCCAAUAGUCAAGUGGUAGAAGAACAGAGUUACCUGCUUAACAUUGCAGAGGUGCAAGCUGUUUCUCGCUGCGAUUACUUCCUGGCCAAGAUGAAGCAAGCAGAUGUAGCACUACUGGAGGAAACGGCUGAUGAGGAAGAGCCAGAGCUCACUGCCAGCCUGCCCCGGGAACUUACAUUGCAGGAUGUGGAGCUUCUCAAGGUGGGCCAUGUCGGCCCCCUCCAAAUUGGUCAAGCUGUUAAGAAGCCCCGGACAGUCAGCAUGGAAGAUUCUUGGGCCAUGGAGGCUGCAGCCUCUGCUGCCUCCACCUCUGUUACAUUUAAAGAGAUGGACCUGAGCCCUGAGGAAGUGGUUGCCAGCCCUAGGACCUCACCUGCUAAGCAGCGGGGUCCUGAGACUGCCACCAAUAUCCAGCAGUGCCUCUUUCUCAAGAAGAUGGGGGCCAAAGGCAGCACUCCAGGCAUGUUCAACCUUCCAGUCAGCCUCUAUGUGACCAGUCAAGGGGAGGUGCUGGUCGCUGACCGUGGCAACUACCGUAUACAGGUUUUUACCCGCAAAGGCUUCUUGAAGGAGCUCCGUCGCAGCCCCAGCGGCAUUGAUAGCUUUGUCUUGAGCUUCCUUGGGGCUGAUUUGCCCAAUCUCACUCCUCUCUCAGUGGCCAUGAACUGCCAAGGGCUGAUUGGUGUGACUGACAGCUAUGACAACUCCCUUAAGGUAUACACAUUGGAUGGCCACUGUGUUGCCUGUCACCGGUGUCAGCUGAGCAAACCAUGGGGCAUCACAGCCCUGCCAUCUGGCCAGUUUGUGGUAACUGAUGUGGAAGGUGGAAAGCUCUGGUGUUUCACUGUCGACCGAGGAGCAGGAGUGGUCAAAUACAGCUGCCUCUGCAGUGCUGUGCGGCCCAAGUUUGUCACCUGUGAUGCUGAGGGCACUGUCUACUUCACCCAGGGCUUGGGCCUCAAUCUGGAGAAUCGACAGAAUGAGCACCACCUGGAAGGUGGCUUCUCCAUUGGCUCUGUGGGCCCUGAUGGGCAGCUGGGUCGCCAGAUUAGCCACUUCUUCUCAGAGAACGAGGAUUUCCGCUGCAUUGCUGGCAUGUGUGUGGAUGCCCGUGGUGACCUCAUCGUGGCUGAUAGUAGUCGAAAGGAAAUUCUCCACUUUCCUAAGGGUGGAGGCUAUAGUGUCCUCAUUCGAGAGGGACUCACCUGUCCAGUGGGCAUUGCCCUCACUCCUAAGGGGCAGCUGCUGGUUUUGGACUGUUGGGAUCAUUGCAUCAAGAUUUACAGCUACCAUCUAAGAAGAUAUUCCACCCCUUAGGGGAAGAGAAAUAGCAGUUUCUUCUGCUUUCAAGCCAACUUCCUUUCCCUUAGUCCUUAGUUGUUGGUGGCACUAUAGAGUAGAUGCAGCCUGUGUCCUGAUUCCAGCUGGUUAGUCCUAGAAUUUUAGAAGCUCUGUCUGUCAGUGUUUUUUAUUUGUAUUUUUCCUAAAUUUAGAGCUUUAAUAGAUGUAUUGCUCCAGUAGGAUACAUGAUACGUGGAGUUAGCUGAAGUUUGAUUAGAAAUUAGGCACUUUCAGGGCUUCAGUAGAGAGUGCCACUUUAGCCUUUUGGUAGAUAGACAUUCCCUAUAUUGACUCCUUGUUGAUUUUCCCCUCUUUUGGCUUUGAUGUCCUUGGUCUGUUGUUUCCUUCUUAUUAGGAUGUGCUUCAUCUGUGACACUUUCUCUUCAACUCUGGCUGCAUUCAGUGUGCAUGCUCCAAUGAGAUCUGCUCCACUUUUCAGUGACAUUUCAGACAUCAUAUCCCUGUGGCAUGAUGUCUCAGGUGUGAUCAUCCUUACCAGUGUGAAAGCUCAUUCGUUUAAUUCCACCAAGGGAUAUAUACAGUCCUUUUGGAAUGCAGUGCCUCUCACUUGGGAGAUUUGUGCCAUCUUGGAUUGGUCUCUCAUUGCAGAUAUGACAGAAAACGGAUUGACUGUAGUUGGUUGGUGUUGAAAACUUCAGCCUGGAAAUUGAUUGCAUUUUGAAGGAGCAUAUGUAUUGGAAUUAUGCCAAAGCAUAGGAUGAUGGGAAUAAGCAAACCUGAUUGCUAAUGUAGUCCAAAAAUACUCUUGGAUGGUCUCUAGGGCUCAUCACUUUUCAUAUUACAUCUCUCCACUGACCUGUGCUAAGAGUUGUCUAAGAAAUUGCACAACAUAGGCCCAGGGCCAACAAAGCUGGGAGGUAGGACACACCUCAUUUUCAUUUCUAAACAACCAACCACCCAAACUGCUGGGUCCUCAUUCUGUAUUUUCCCCCAAGUGAAUGCUUAAUAUUUGGUUUUGAGAUUUAUUUCCAUUCCUCUAUCUAACAUUAAAUAAUUGAUAACUCUUUCUUCACCAUUGGUGUUCAUGUCUCUUAAUUAAAUAUGGGAUUUGGAGGAUGAGAAGAGAGAGAAUUUGUAUUGUACUGUUUUGCUUCCUUAUCUGACUGUGCAUUCUUUGAGAUCAUAGGAAUCUACCCAGAUGAAAAGCCAGCCAAAAGUACCAUUAUAUAAAGAUAAUCCAAAUCUCAUUCCUACAUACAUGUGUACAGUGUUGCGUUGGAGGUUAGAAUCACCAACACACUCUGUUUUAAAUUGAGCCUUCACCAUCUGUUUUUUUCUUAUGAUUACAGUUCAAAAAAGCGAGAGAGCCUUGUGCUUUUAAGAAGACAAGCUUAUGGGUAAAGGAAUUUGUGAUGCGGUUCUUCGGGCUUUGGUGUUUAUAAGCAACAUAUCAUGCUUUUUAGGUGCAGAGAUGAUGGCAAGCCAACGAGCUAUUCCCUUGCUUUCAAUGAAACAUAAUUUGUUAGGCUGAGCUACUCAAAACUGGUAGUUAUUUGUUGUUUUUUGUUGUUGUUGUUUUGUUCUUCUGUUGUGACAACUGCCAAAGGAUAGGAAAGGAGGUAAAGUGAUGCUGAACUAGUUUGUUUUUUCACCUGGAGAAAAACCCAUGUUCUGAUUAUGAAAUUGUGUCUGGUUUUCAAAGAUUGUGUAAUUGAGAGGAAAUUGAUUCAAUUAAAAGUGCAUCACAAAUGACUCCACUAGUUAUUAAAGCCACUUUAUCUGUGGUGGCACACAGCAGCAGGAGAUCUUUCUUUGCUGUCAGUGGAGGACCUGCUGAGGCAUUAACAACUGCCGAGGCCUUUGGCACAUGACUUGCAGUUGAGAAAUGAAUAUAAUACGUUAUUGUGGGCUGUAUUGAGGUAAAAAAACCAGGGGUUCUCCAGCUGCCAGUGCUUCUGGAAGUGCUAACACGGAUUGGCAUUCAGCAUUUAUAUCUAUUCCCAUAUCUGACCAUACUCAUGAUUCAGCCCUCAAGUAUACUAGGUGUCUGCCAGCUCAAAAUGGAAGUAAGUUGUGGUCUGAGUGUUUUUUAUUUCUUUUUCCCCUUUGAUGUGAAUAUUUUAGGCUGUGCAUAGUAGUCAAUUUUCAGUUAUCAGCCAUGUUGACUAAAUUGCAGAGUAUGGUCCCAAGAAACUAAUUUGCUCAAUAACAGCAGUUUUUGUUUGUUUCUUUUUUUAAGCAGCAAUAACCUUCCUCAAAUACAGUCUUACAUACAAGUCUAUCAUGUAAAACAGAUCAAAGAGCAGCUGCUCUGGUUGAAGCAGGUUUCUGAGCCUGGUGAACAAGUUGCUUUCUCCUCUCACCUCCUAACUUCCUGUGGUACCAUUGCAAAACUUGUGAAUCUAUAGGACGUUUUCUGAAAACCACUGAACUACACUAACUUCCUGUUCCACUGUAUUAAUCAUAGAGCCUUGGAGAGGUCACUUAACCCUUCCUUUAAUGGAAAGUCAUGAAAAUGAUCCCUGCUUCGUGUAGAGUGUGAGAAGUAAGAGAUAAUAGAUGUGAAAAUACCUGAUUCAGUUCCUGGCAUAGAGUUGGUACUCAGUAAAUGAUCGCUGUUAUUACCUUUUCCUGCUGAAUUGCUCAGGAGUGCCUGGUGGUGAGGAUGUCCAGCCAUGCCAAACAAUACCUUCCCUCUAGUCUUACAGGUUCUUAGUUGGCAAUCAGAAUCUCUCAGGCAUUUCCUUCCCCUGACCACAAGUCUCCAAAUAAAUCUGAGUCUCCUGUUCCUCUUCAUGGGUCCCAGGGUCCCAUGAAUAAUAAAGAUACUGAUGAGAUAAUGCCGUAGGUCUGAGGUCUAAGUGUGUAUUUCCUUAUAAUCUCCUACUUUACCACUGCCCUGCUUAUAACAUUCAUCCAGGCACCUGACUGAUAACAGAGUAUGUCCUCAGUUAUUUAAUUGGCUCAGCUAUUUAAUUGAUUUGAUGGUGUUUGUGGGCCCUCCAGUGAACUACUGAGUCUUCCUAGCACAGCAUCUUUACUUUGGAUAAAAAGGGAUUCCCAGACAGGCCUUUUUAUAAGGUUUCUAAAAGCUGAAGGCAAACAAAUUACUUACAGAUUAGCUAAGCCUCUUCUCCCAUUUGUCAUUCUGAGUAAUAUAUAUAUAUAUAUGAAUUUAAGACUUUUAAGGUUUUGGACCAAUGAGAUGGACUGCCUCACGUCAUUCAUGCAUUCACUAUUUAUUGAACACCUACUGUGGACCAGGCACUAUGUUAGGUAUCAGAGAUGAAAAAAAAUCUUAAUCUAAUGAUAAAUGUCAUUAAUGUAUCUACUUUCUCUGAAACUAUUUCACAGUCUUUUCUGUGUGAAGUAUUUGAACUCUAGUAUCCUUCUAUUGCUCUGGACUUCCUCAAAGGCCAUGGGUAGGAAGUGUCUGAAUAACUGUGAGUGUCAACCCUAAUGGACACUCCAGUCUGAGUCAGCAGAGGGGCACUCCAUUAUUCCAAUCAGUAGGAUAAAUUUGGCUUGGGUCUUAUAGUGAUCCUGUGGGUAAGGCAGGUAAGGCUCAAGCAGUUGUACUUUUAAUCUAGAACUAAUUAAUUGCCUCUUAAAAUUGAAUGUUACCUACCUCUGUGAGAUGAAAUGGAAGGCAGACCCUAGUACGAAAUUCAGGGCUUUAUCCUGCACCUGACCAGGAUGCUGAUUUGCACUCAGGACAUGCAGCCCCUCAAGGGAUCUCAGAACAAAUUACAAAUAUGAAUUAGCAGGUGCCUGGAUGAAUUUUACAAGCAGGGUGGUGGUGAGGUAGGAGGCUGUAGCAAAACUACAUUCUUAGACUCCAGACCUUUGGAUUUUUCUCAAUAUCAUUAAUAUUCAUGGGACCCUGGCCAAGUCUGGAGUUAGCUUGGAAGCUCAGAGACUGGCAGUGUAUUCUAGUUGCAAGGUCACUGGUCAUUGGACUUGGGCCUGAAUCACAGCUAUGUCUCUUUAAAUAGUUAUGUGACUUCAGGUGACUACCAUACCUCUGUACAUCUGUUUCCCUAUUUAUAAAAUAAGGAUAUUGAACUAGAUUAUUACUGAAGUCCCUCCUAGCUCUAAUUUAAAUUAAUUUGUUAAGAUAGAAUUUUGGUUGAGCUUUCCCCCAAUAUUUUUGUACAGUCUUAUUCUGUGUUUACAUUAGAGUAGUAAGAAGAACCUACAGUUUGGAGUCAGCUUUAUCUUGGUCUAGUAGCUUAUUCUGCCCCUAGUAGUGUGACUGUGGGUCACUUAAUAGCCAUUGUAACCCUGCUGAGCUACAGUGUCCUCAUCCAGUAAAAGGAAAUGACAGCUUGUUUUUAAAAGGCUGAUGUGCGACCCAAAAGGAAUUCAAUGAGGUAGUAUAUGUAAAAAUACCUAAUUCAGAAAAUAUGAGGUGCUCAGAAAAUGUGAGUUGCCUUGUAGGGUGCAAGGGCUUCUUUCAUGUCAUGUCGGUCUGAUGCAGAUUCUUCAAGUAUUGGAAGAGAUUUCAGACAUAGACUGGUGAUGCAGCGGCACAUUCAGCUGUGUUUGGCUUCUUAAUGAAAAAGACAGAGGGAUUGCUGGAGAAGCAGAGGCAAAACUCAUUCACAGCAAUGUAUCCCACCAUGAAAGCCAGCACAUAAAACCUAAAGGCUAAUUAUUUGAUUAAAGUAAUUAGAAUAGUAUCUUGACUCUUUGAGAGGUUAAAUGGAGUCAAGGUAAAUAUAUAUAUGUAUAUAUACACAUAUAUAUUAAAAAUACAUGGAAACAUACAUGUUUAUUCCUGUAAAUGACUAACUUAAAAGGAUUUUUCCUCAAGUCAACAUUCAUUAGCUCAAAUAAUUACAAAAAUAAAAAUAAGCCACAAGUUUCACUGUUGGGUGUAGGUAAUACUACAUGUGAUUAAAACUUGGGCUUUGUAAGCAGGGAGGCCUUUGUUCAGUCCUGGUCAUCCCCCCUCCCCGCCCCCCCCCCCCACACACACACUUUAGCUCUAUCACUUUUGAGUCAUUCAGCCCCUCUGAGCCUCAGUUUCCUUAUUAGAAAUAUAAAGAUACUGUUUCCUACUUUAUUACAUUAUUGUGAAGAGAUGACAGGCUUAAAACACUUAGACUACCAGGCAUUUCAUAAACCUUCAGUGUAGUUAAUAUUUCGAAGUUACAGUAAGCUAAAUGUAUUUGAAAGUUACUCUCAUUUUUGUGAUAGAAGGAUGAUACAAAACUGGUGGGGAAAAAGUCUAUUUCCUCCGAAAGGAUAAUUCUUUAGUAACUCACUGAAAUCCUGACUGAAAACCUGAAAAGUUUGUGUGUGUCAGUGUGUGUGAAUGUCCAAUGCUUGUCUUUUACAUACAAAAUACAACUAGGAUUUUUGUUUUGGUGAUUUACUCAGCUUACCUGGUUAUAACUCUAAAGACAGAAUGCACACAGAAUAUUGAGAUCUGAGAUUUCAUUCAUUCAUUCACUCAGUAAACAUAUAAGACAUCUACUGUUUAUUAUUAGCAGUAAUAAUGUGAAUAAUAAGGGCAAAGAUGAAUCCAUCAUGAAUCCUGCAGUCAGGUAAUUUAUGGUCUGGCUGGAGAGAUAAGAUUCGUAAACAGAUAAUACAAAUAAAAAAAAAAAAUGGGUGCAAGAUAGAAAUGAAGUUCCAAGUGUUUAAGGAAAGACCAUUUCUAGUUGAGAGGAUCUAGCUGCUGAAGGGCCUUGGAAGUAGAACAUCAUGAACAAAAGUUAAAUGUUAAGGGGAAGUAUGAGAGGUUUAUUUUAGUUGAGGGGCACUGGAAAAUUUAAAAUAAAAAAUUACCUAUUUUUCCAUGGCCCGCCCUUUAAGUAGUUUAUGUAGCAAUGCAGGUGGUUCUCUUUUUUCCUGCUCUAAGCUACAUCACUCACUUCCAUCAUGGGUCCGUGAGGCUUUCAUUCUUAUGGUGGUGUAUGAAUCAGAAUUUCUUAAUAGUCUGGGGGUGGGGCAGGGUUAGAGAGGAACAUGAGGUGGAGCGAGAAGGUGCAGUUUGAAAAUGACCCCUCCCUCCAAUAUUCUAAUAUAGCUCCUGACAGAGAAUCACUGGUAUGACACUCUCAGAAAUAAAUUUUUCUGCCUUUUUUUUUUAAAUCCUGAAAUUGCUCUCCCCCCAAAAAAGCUAAAUAAGCUAAAUGAAUCUUGCAACCUCGAUGUGACUUUGUAAUAAAGAUUCUGACUCCAUUCUUGGUGUUUGACUAGACAGCUUUCAAGAUCCACCACUCCCCUCUCUCUCUCCCAGUCCAAAUCUGGGCAAGCUGAUAAAGUCCAGGUGCUUCCUUAUUUGGUACCAGCAGGAAGUUCAAAUGACACAACCCCUAGCACAAGCACUGGAACUCUCCUCCAAGCCCAACCCCCUGCUCACCAUAAAAGCCAACCCAGUCACCUUUUCCAAUUCUCUCAAGCCAUUUUUGGACCUGUUUGGGAACUUACCCUGCUCUCCCCAGAAAACUCCAGUAUGUGAGUAAUAAACCUUUUCAUACCGACUUGUUGCAUAUGUGA
Choloepus didactylus (southern two-toed sloth) is the source of this 8605-nucleotide messenger RNA. RefSeq names its product tripartite motif containing 32 (gene TRIM32). The record is from RefSeq and is a predicted model, not a curated record. Lineage: Eukaryota; Metazoa; Chordata; Mammalia; Pilosa; Megalonychidae. Gene Ontology annotation, molecular function: zinc ion binding; protein binding. The transcript is spliced from 2 exons. The coding region runs from base 149 to 2110 and encodes 653 amino acids.